This is a messenger RNA of Paramecium tetraurelia, 743 nucleotides long. RefSeq lists its product as uncharacterized. The transcript has 5 exons. Gene Ontology annotation, molecular function: mRNA binding; metal ion binding. NCBI's taxonomy places the organism in Eukaryota, Ciliophora, Oligohymenophorea, Peniculida, Parameciidae. The record is from RefSeq and is a predicted model, not a curated record.
GAGAUAUUAUUUAAUAUUAUGUACCAAUAGGCAACUUAGUAUCCGAAUUAAAAGUACAAAACACAACUCUGUAGACAUUUUACAUCAAAUGGGGUUUGCGCUUUAGGGUUAAGAUGUUAGUUUGCUCAUGGACCAUAGGAACUUAGAGCCAACAGUUUAUAACCUGGAUUUGUUGAAUAAGUUAUUCCUGCCAACAAUUUCAAUAAGGUUCAAGGGGUCAACCCUAUGAUUGUGAAUUACAAAACAUAAUUAUGUAAGCAUUUCAAUCCAUAAACUGGCCAAUGCAAAAAUGGACCCACUUGUACUUUUGCACAUGGGGAAGGUGAAUUAAACACAAUGCCAUAUUUAUAAAGUUAAUACUAAUAGAUGUAAUAAUAAAUGAAAUAAAUGAAUUAACAAUAAUUAUAGGCAGAUCUUACCUAACAGAUACUUAUAAUGAUAUUAACUAAUAUGGAGCACAUCUUCCCUGGAUAGCAACAAAUUCUGUAUCUCUUAAAAUAAGGACAAGACAAGGCAAAGCAAGGGGAUACUCAGGGAGCAAGUGAUAUCAUCAAAUAUAUUAUACACGAUUAAGAAAGAUCAAAGGAGGAGAAAUAAUAAUAUUAAUAAAUCUAUAAUAAUGCUUAAAGGCAUUAUGAUUCAAAAUUGAAAGAGAUUUAAUCUUAAUAGUAAUAACAGCUUUAUUGAAAUAUAUUAUUAUUAUAUAUAUAUACACAUAUAAUUAAUAAUCACUUAUAUUUCAA